This is a messenger RNA of Brassicogethes aeneus, 1678 nucleotides long. The record is from the annotation of a GenBank genome assembly. NCBI's taxonomy places the organism in Eukaryota, Metazoa, Arthropoda, Insecta, Coleoptera, Nitidulidae.
GUCAUGAUUAAUAUUUGGAUAGUAUCGUUAAAUUAUUUGUAAAAAAAAUGGGCACCGAAGUUAAAUUAGACCAGGAUUUUCUCUUUUACUUAGACUUUACCAGCAUAUUCAUUCAAAAAAUCAAAGAAGACGACCAAAAAGCUUUAGCAGAUGAGUGGCUGACAAAGUUGUGCAGCGAAAGAUGUGUGGGUGCGGAAAGAAAAAGGUGCCGAAAUAUAUACUUGGCCCAACUGCUGUUGCAAAUGCAAGAAGGCAAGUUGAAAGGAGAGUUCCUUAAAAAGCCUUGCGAGGUGGAUAUAAUAACUGCCAUGGACAUAUUUCAGCCCAUGCCGGAAGACUUGGAUGAAGCCUGGCUCGAAGAUGUGGAUUUAAGGAAACCCGCUGAAGCACCACCUGCCAGGUGCGUGGGCAACACGAUAGUGGCAUCGCGCACACUAAAAAACGGUCAAGGUGCCUUUGCCUACCUUGGGUUGUCUUUGGCCGAUUGCGAGCCCAAGUGGAUGAGCAACGAAGGCUCCGGAGAUCUGGCACCGAUGCAGAAAGUCUUGGCUAAAAGAAAAACACCACAAGAACGACAGAACUGCGUUAAUUUUUUUGACGUUUUGUUGCAAAGCAUCAAAAACGAACUGGACGGAGAACAGGUGGAUGAAAAUGAAGUGGUUGAUAACUGUUUAGAGAGUUUAAUAAAAGAUCUUAUGGAGAAGAACGAAUAUGCUGUAUAUGAAGCAAUGGAAGACAAAGAAAAAAGAAAUGAGUUAUUGAAGCUUCUUCAAGAAAAAGUUGUCAAAACCAAAGAUCAGGUCUUGAAAAGAACCGAAGCUCUCGACAGCUUGGUGAGCAGGAUCUACCCGAACGCUCCCACCACUUUCAGCAAAAAAGGCAACCGAUUCGACUUGAACCAACCGAAGGUGUGCGCGGCCAAGAACAAAGAGCAGCCGCCGGCACCGAUGGGCGUGAAGCUGAAGCCCUCGGUACCAUUCGUACCCGAUAGAAAGAAGCUGAGCGACCAAAUGUGGGCUCAGGCUGCAGCUAACGCGCCGGCCAAAAAGAACAUGAUCAAACUGGUCGAUGUGUAUUCCAAGGAAGUUAUAGAGAGAUUUUUGGUUUUGUUACGAGAUACCAAAGGUAUACUGUUGGAGAGAUACCAAAAUAGACACGAAAUGAUAGUAAAUCAAAUGCAAAGCGAACUAUCUGAUGCUAUAGUCAAGAAUAUGAUGAAACUUAACGAAACCCAAAAAGAAUACAAAAAAUUCCAAGGCAUCUUGGCAAUGGUAAAAGAAAGAUUCAUAUUGUAUCAGAAGAAGGUGCAAGAGGCGUUUAAACCACCAGAACAAGACAACCAAAAACAAUUAGAUGAAAUGAAUGAUAUGUUAAAGGCAGUAGCGGCAUCUGUUAACAACGAAGCAAAUAGAGGCAAAGCUCUAUCGGAUGAAGUAAAUACGGUGAUGGCCCAGCUGGAUAAAUACAAAGACGUUCUAAAGGAUAUAAUAUCUAAAUCUGAACGUGCCAAUUCCUCGGUGGAGGCUCAAAUACAAAAAAUGAUUGAAGCUCUCGAUAACAAUAAAGACCGACUAAAAAAACUUAAAGCUGCCUUAAAGAAAUUGGAAAAAUCCAGAAUUAAGGAACGGUUAUGCGACGAUGAAUAAUGUGUAUUUUUGAUAAUAAAAUAUGUGAUGAG